Molecule: messenger RNA, 785 nt
Organism: Punica granatum (pomegranate)
Lineage: Eukaryota; Viridiplantae; Streptophyta; Magnoliopsida; Myrtales; Lythraceae
Source: RefSeq, a predicted model, not a curated record
CAAAAAAUCAAAAACAAAAACCACUGAUCCUAAUGCCAUUACCCUCUUCUUCUUCCCCGUCCUUCCGCAGCUCUGAUUGACGAGCAAGGCAGCGGCGUGAAAAGCAGAUUCAGAUUCAAGUCGGCGAGACAGAGGCUUGACAGGUGAGCUGAUGGCGUCAAAGCUGCAUCAAUUGAAAUCAAAGGCCUGUCAAGCAUCUCAGUUUGUUUCCAAGCAUGGAACUGCCUACUACAAGCAGUUGCUGGUACAGAAUAAGCAAUAUGUUCAGGAGCCACCAACUGUUGAGAAAUGUAACGAAUUGUCAAAGCAAUUGUUUUACACUCGCCUUGCUAGUAUUCCUGGGCGUUGUGAAUCCUUCUGGAAGGAAGUGGACUACGUCAAGCACUUGUGGAAGAGUAGGCCGGAGCUGAAGGUUGAGGAUGCAGGAAUUGCUGCCCUCUUUGGGCUCGAAUGCUUUGCAUGGUUCUGUGCAGGUGAGAUCGUGGGAAGAGGAUUCACCUUCACCGGUUACUAUGUUUAAUUUUUCGAGGAAUGUCAAUUUAUAAGCUGUUGUGUUAGCUGCUGCGCCUGGGUCGAAUAUUCAGCGCCUGAUAUGCGAUAUUUUUCUCCUCCAAAGGAUUUCACGUGAGAUUUUUUGUAGCUGAGAUACGACAGUGUUUUUAACUUUCGAUUUGCCCAAUAAUUGAUGUAUCUUGAAGUGGCCUGAACAGCGAGGUAACGAUGGUGCCAUAACUGAUACUGCAGUUGCUCUUUCUUCCUGUCUGGGCCCCGAUUUUCCUCUUUCA